Molecule: messenger RNA, 1226 nt
Organism: Coregonus clupeaformis (lake whitefish)
Lineage: Eukaryota; Metazoa; Chordata; Actinopteri; Salmoniformes; Salmonidae
Gene: dctpp1
Product: dCTP pyrophosphatase 1
Exons: 1
Coding region: 114-662 (182 amino acids)
Biological process (GO): nucleoside triphosphate catabolic process
Molecular function (GO): nucleoside triphosphate diphosphatase activity
Source: RefSeq, a predicted model, not a curated record
GCUACAAGAGCAGCGUUUGUGUGGCGGGAGUUUUCCACAUCGUUGUCAAGGUUGGUUGUUUACAGCGAAAUAAGUGUUGAUCCGUGCAGUAGUUGUGUAAAAUCGACAACGCGAUGGCAAUGAACGGCGAUGAAGUGCAUGGACUGAACGGCGAGACGUUGGCCCCAUCUGAAACUAAACACACCAAUGGCACUACCAGCAAGUCAAAAAUACCCAGCGCAAACGGCGAGACAGACAUCCACACUCCCAAGCAAAAUGGAACUAAGAGAAGAAUCCCAAACGAUACAUUCUCUUUCACUGCCGAACCCACCAUCGAAGACAUACGACGGAUGCAAGCGGAAUUUACUGAUGAGCGAGACUGGAACCAGUUCCACCAACCCCGCAACCUCCUGCUAGCUAUGGUCGGAGAGGUGGGCGAGGUAUCGGAGCUGUUCCAGUGGCGUGGCGAGGUGACGGAAGGACUGCCCGGCUGGACCGACUCCGAGCGCGACCACCUGGCACAUGAACUCAGCGACGUCCUCAUCUACCUAGUUGAGCUGGCUGAGAAAUGUCACAUCGAUUUACCCCAAGCUGUGUUGCGCAAAAUGGCCCUAAAUAGGCUGAAGUAUCCUGCCAGCAAGGUGCGUGGCUCCGCUAAGAAGUACACUGAAUACAACGACUGAGCAAGUGCAUGCUGUCAUGCCCAAGAUGUAUGACUUUCAACCUGGGCUGUAUUCGUUACGGAAAACGUUUAGCGUUUAAGAAGCGAACGAAACGGUGAGGGACCUACCUGAAUUUGUCCAAUAGGAACGCUCGAAUUGGCGUAAUGAAUACACCCCUGCAUUUACAAAGUACACAAGAACUGAAAAUGACUGUUCAACUUCAGUUGAUGGAAAUGGAGUGUUUAUACAACAUUUGAUUUAGGGCACUACUGUAUGUCAAUAGUUGGUCAAACUGCCCUUAGCUGCUUUUAGUUUUAUAAAGUGCGUUUUAAAUCAAUGUUUUAAUUUAACGAUAUGGAUAUUCAUCAUCUUUUGACUUGCCAUUUUUACUGUUCCCCAAAGUCAAAUGUGUAGGCACUUGUAAGAAGUCCAUUUUUAUUUUUCAUAGCAUGAGUAACUACCUUGAACUCUCUUAAAUUCAUAUUGUUGUCAAUGAUCGGCGGAAGAUAUGUUCUUUUGUUGCUUUAAAUUCAAUGCAUGUGUGCAACAAUCUUCCUCCCAAAAAUAAAAGUGCCUUCAACUAUA